UCAUCCGUUAUCAUUAAUCAGCACUCGUUAUUUUAAAGUCUCCUUUUUUGUUAUUAUAAAAUGAGUGAAUUAGCAACUACUAAUUUAUUUGAAUCUCAAACUAUUAUUGCUGAUCAUAAAGAUCUUAUUCACGAUGUGGCUUAUGACUUCUAUGGUGAGAGAAUGGCCACUUGUUCGAGUGAUCAGUACGUGAAGGUGUGGGAUACUGAUGGCCAAGGAGGCUGGCGUCUAACAGCUAGUUGGAAAGCUCAUCAUGGUUCAGUGUGGAAAGUUACUUGGGCACAUCCUGAAUUUGGACAAGUACUGGCUACCUGCUCCUUUGACAGAACAGCUGCUAUAUGGGAAGAAGUUGGUGACACUUCAGCAUCAGGUUCAGAGAAAGGCCUACGGACAUGGGUUAAACGAUCCAACUUAGUAGAUUCCAGAACUUCAGUCACUGAUGUAAAAUUUGGCCCAAAACAUUUAGGCCUACUACUUGUAACUUGUUCUGCAGAUGGUAUUAUAAGGAUAUAUGAAGCACCAGAUGUUAUGAAUUUAGCACAAUGGACAUUGCAACAUGAAAUACCAACAAAAGUCUCAAUUAGUUGCCUUUCAUGGAAUCCAUCAUUAUCUAGAAGUAAUUCAAAUCCUCCAAUGCUGGCUGUUGGAAGUGACGAACCUAAUAAUGUUAAUACAACAGGAACCCAAAGUGAUAAGAUUGCAAAUAAUGAGAAAGUAUUUAUAUAUGAGUACAGCGAAUCGUCCCGUCGAUGGACGAGAACUGAAUGUUUAUCUUCUGUAGUUGAACCAGUUAACGAUUUGGCCUUUGCGCCAAACUUGGGACGCUCCUUCCACCUAUUAGCGGUUGCUACCAAAGACGUUAGAAUCAUCAAGAUUGAACCACUAUCGGAAUCAUCGAGCACAACCAACGGUGGUGGAGUGCGGUUCAAGACGGAAGUGAUGGCCGCUUUCGAAGAUCACAACUCGUGCGUGUGGCGCGUCUCCUGGAACGUGACGGGAACGCUACUGGCAUCGUCCGGCGACGACUGCUGCGUCAGACUAUGGAAAAUGCAAUACAUGAACCAGUGGAAAGGCGUGGCCGUGUUCAAGAGCGACGCGGCGAGCAGCGAGGCGGCGGCGCCGGCGCGCGCGCACACCACCUACACGCGCCUCGCCGCCAUGGCCAACCCCGCGCACAUGCCCUACCACUGACACCGGCAUCCCACGGGGGAACCGUCAUCACGAAGAAAAAACGUGAGAAUGUUUAUCAGCAUAGACUGAAAUGGACUUAAUAAGUACUGAAGUUCUUGUGUUAAUAUACAUCAUUUAAAAUUGAUUAAUUUUGUUGUGUGUGUGAAAGAAAUAAUUAUUACAAUUUGAUCCUGUACGGAAGAUAAAUCAUAUUAAAUUUGAAUGUGAACUCUUGUCCUAUUGCAGUGAUAAAAAAUAUUAAUAAAUAAUGUGUAUAUAUGUAGUGUAUAAUUAAAAUAAAUUUUUGAUGGCAUAGGCUUAAUG
Vanessa atalanta (red admiral) is the source of this 1494-nucleotide messenger RNA. It is a transcript of the gene Nup44A, whose product is annotated as nucleoporin SEH1. The transcript has 9 exons. Gene Ontology annotation, molecular function: structural molecule activity; protein binding. Gene Ontology annotation, biological process: positive regulation of TORC1 signaling; cellular response to amino acid starvation. The record is from RefSeq and is a predicted model, not a curated record. Lineage: Eukaryota; Metazoa; Arthropoda; Insecta; Lepidoptera; Nymphalidae. Bases 61 to 1191 code for a protein of 376 amino acids. Gene Ontology annotation, cellular component: nuclear pore outer ring; Seh1-associated complex.